UCUGUACGCGUAGGUCGGGGUACAGAGCGGUGGUUCUGCGCUCAUGUGGCGGUGGUAUUUCGGGGAGAAGUUCAGAUACAUAGGAAUCGACAUCAACCCGGCCGUGCAACAGUUUAAGGCUCCCUGGGCCACAAUACUCAUAGGCGAUUCUGGGGACCCCGAGUUUUGGGCGAAAAUCAGAGCGGACUACCCUGAGCGCCCGGACAUUUUCUUAGACGACGGUGGGCACACCAUGACGCAGCAACUGAACGCGUUCAAGUACGCGUACGAUUGGGUCAAGGACGAUGGUAUCUAUGCGUGCGAGGAUCUACAUACCAGCUACAUGCCUUCGCACGGGGGUAAGCUGUACACACUGGACGAGGGUGGCGACCACCAUCCCGUUCAGCACAAGGAUACUAGUAAGCUCGUAUUGAUGACCGAUCUGAUCAAGAACAGCGUCGACUACCUGCACGCACAACGCAACAACAACUGCGGCACCAACGAGGUGUGCAAGCUCACCAAAGACACACUACAGAGUAUCAGUCUGUCCGAGAGCAUCGUCUUCUAUCAGAAGGGGCCCAAGUCUGUACUCGUAUGUAAAACAGGGGGACGGUCUAUUCCGUACGCUGAGACGGAUACGAAGUACGAGGAUAUGUUUAUGGAUGACAUGCUAGCCGUGGCACAGGAAGGCACUGGGGGUGCGUGUGAGACUGGUAACCGAGCGUCGAUGUGGAAGCCCAGGCCGGGCUAUGAAAAGAUGAAGAGCAUAAUCAAUAGGUAGAGCGCCCGUGACGCUCGCAGUGAUGCCAAUUCAGCACCUGCGAAGUGAUCGUGUAUCUGGUAUUCGUUCAGGGGGGGCAGUAAGUAACCAGCCAUCCUAACCAGCCAGACUGUCCCAGGGGUGAGUGUUCUAGCAGAUGCGUGAGGGUCUCGCUCUAGCGCACUUUGACACGUACGGUGACGAAGUGUGAGGGUAGCGGUGAGACGGUACAACAGGCCAAGACACCAGCGCAAGCAGUUGGUACUAUCUGGUAGGGAGAUGUAUCGGAGCGCCUGUGCGGCUGGGACGACUGGUACCAUGCUGUGCGGUUAGUUAAACUGUUUGCAGUUGCGAGUAUACGCUAAACACGCACUCAGGCCGCCGCCUCUCUCCACACCCAGGCCUGUGAAGGCUACUGCGAAGAACCGCAAUGCGAGACAGAGGAAUACUCAGUGGAGCAGUCCGUGUACGUUUACUCGCGUAUGCUACUGUGUCGAGUAAGAGCGAUUCAAUGGCGGAUUCCGCAUCGCUCACAGAGUAAUCAUUCCUUUAAUAAAUAAAUGUCUUCUGCGAA
Molecule: messenger RNA, 1313 nt
Organism: Sphaeroforma arctica JP610
Lineage: Eukaryota; Ichthyosporea; Ichthyophonida
Exons: 3
Coding region: 44-760 (238 amino acids)
Source: RefSeq, a predicted model, not a curated record